Molecule: messenger RNA, 2355 nt
Organism: Mesocricetus auratus (golden hamster)
Lineage: Eukaryota; Metazoa; Chordata; Mammalia; Rodentia; Cricetidae
Gene: Crp
Product: C-reactive protein
Exons: 2
Coding region: 1433-2110 (225 amino acids)
Biological process (GO): innate immune response
Molecular function (GO): complement component C1q complex binding; low-density lipoprotein particle binding
Source: RefSeq, a predicted model, not a curated record
UAAUGAGGUGUAAUAUAGAAAGAAGCAUGUGAGGGCAAAGUUCAUUAGGUGAUGGACUAGCUGGACCUGUUGCAAAGGUGGAAGGUUGACCAUAUAUAUAUCAAUUUAUUUCUUAUGGGGAGGCAGAAAGGGUGAUAGAUUUUACAGUGUAAAACAUAAAGUGGUAUCAACCAAGCUUCAGUAUGAAAAAGACCGAAUUUGUAGUGAUUUAACAGACCAUGAGACUGCAUAUCCUUUAAGCAAAUAUUCAGGUUGAUAGUCAAGGGCAGAUAAAAAUGGUUUUAUAAUAAAAUUUACAGGUUCAAUCUAUCUUGUUGCUGUGCCAGCCUCAACAUGCAGCAUGCCCUUUGACAGACAAAGGUGACUGCUUUAUCUCCUAUCAGCGUGUAUGGAUGCUAGCUAGAGGGGAAGGAAGAAGUGAGAGGGAAGCUACAUAUGUUCACUUUAAAGGGCACAAUGUAGAGAUUGUCCCUCCUCUGUCCAAAUCUUUUUCUGGCCUGUAGCCAAGGCUGAGAAAUCUAGUGUUUGGUAAGAUGGGAAUGCACCCAACUAAAACUGGUAUUCUUACUCAAUGGGUGGUUCUCUGCUUCAGGGGAUACAGUAUUUCUCCAAUUUCUCAAUUAGAGGGUGACUCAUGAAUGGAAUGAAAGAAUGGAUGAGAUUGUAAGGGGUUCAGGAACACAACAUUCAACUAGAAGACUAAGCCAAGCACAGAACUACCUAACUACUUAACUAUAGCGAGGCUAUGUGUAGGGACCACUUUGAUUUGUGAGCAAAAGAAGCAGACAACCAAUCAUCCUGACUCCUCUCUGAAGCUUCCACAUUAAACAAACAAAUAACAAUGUUUCGUGAAAUUGAACAUAGUGGUACAUUUGGGCUAGGGUAUGUGUUCCCUUCAGCCAAACGCCUCUGAUAAGUCUACACAGUUGGCCAAGAAAGGUUUGUUCGUGGUGCUGGGAAUGGAAUGCUUAUUUUCCAAAGUGCGAAAGAACAGCCUCUGGAAAUGGUUAGCAGAUGCUGGAGACGCAAGCAUCGUAUGCACACACAUGAGUGCUCAUCUAUUAAGCAAAGAUUUCCCAUUAUUUUCUUAGCCUCGAUAGGCAAAGUGGAGCCUUGGGAAGCUACCUCAUUUUUCCUGUCUCAAAGAAACUGGUGAUUCAGUGGUCACAGGAGUUUGUAAUAAAUAACCUACAUUGAUUUCUCUGUUCCAGAAUGAUUUUGGCUUCCCUUCCUCCCAGUGGUCUGAUGUUUACCCCAAGAGACAGUGUUAGGAAAUCAUUUACAAAGUGGUACAGCCUCUCCUUCUGGUAUAGUUAUAAAUACAAGGUUGGGCUGGGACUGAAGCAAGGGAUCCAGAACUUCUCAUCGUGAUUUUUCAGACAAAACUGAGUUUUCCUAAUGUGAAAAUCCAGGUCCAGCAGCAUCAAUAGCCAUGGAGAAGCUGCUGUGGUGCUCACUGGUCAUGAUCGGCUUCUCUCAGGCUUUUGCCCAGAAAGACAUGUCUAAAACAGCCUUCGUAUUUCCCAAAGAGUCAGCCAAUUCCUAUGUAUCCCUGGAAGCACAGUCAAAGAAGACAUUGAAAGCCUUCACUGUGUGUCUCCACAUCUUCACGGAACUGAGCACAACCCGCAGCUUCAGUAUUUUCUCUUAUGCUACCAAGAACAGCCCUAACGAAAUCCUCAUAUUUUGGUCUAAGGAUAGAGGGUAUGCUUUUGGAGUGGGUGGGCCUGAAGUACUAUUCAAGGCUUCUGAAAUUCCUGAAGUUCCAACACACAUCUGUGCCAGCUGGGAGUCUGCUACAGGGAUUGCAGAGUUAUGGGUUGAUGGGAAACCCAAGGUGCGGAAAAUUCUGCAGAAGGGCUACACUGUGGGGACAGAUGCAAGCAUCAUCCUGGGGCAGGAGCAGGACUCAUAUGGUGGUGGUUUUGAUGCAAACCAGUCUUUGGUAGGAGACAUUGGAGAUGUGAACAUGUGGGACAUUGUGCUGUCUCCAGAACAGAUAAACACAGUUUGUGUUGGUGGGACACUAGACCCCAGUGUUUUAAACUGGCAGGCACUGAAGUAUAAAGUACAGGGUGAUGUGUUUAUUAAGCCCCAGCUGUGGCCCUGACCUACUGUUGUGAGCCCUGAGACAACCCUUGGGAUUACAUUGUCUUCCUUGUCUCUGGUUAUAGACCUUUUAACCCCAACAGAUGCUGUAGUUCUAUUCUGUGAAUAUGGUCUUUCACUUCCCUGCUCUGCCUUCCUCAGCACCAGAGCAUGCAAUUUAAGUGUAUGGCUUGGCAGUAUGUACAUCAUAUUAGGAAUAUUUAUCAAAGAGAAUCCUAAUUACAUGUUUUUGUUUAUAUACACACU